This is a messenger RNA of Psammomys obesus (fat sand rat), 4008 nucleotides long. RefSeq names its product heat shock protein family A (Hsp70) member 13 (gene Hspa13). The record is from RefSeq and is a predicted model, not a curated record. Gene Ontology annotation, biological process: vesicle-mediated transport; cellular response to unfolded protein; protein refolding. Gene Ontology annotation, molecular function: misfolded protein binding; heat shock protein binding; ATP-dependent protein folding chaperone. Gene Ontology annotation, cellular component: cytoplasm; plasma membrane; nucleus. Bases 36 to 1451 code for a protein of 471 amino acids. NCBI's taxonomy places the organism in Eukaryota, Metazoa, Chordata, Mammalia, Rodentia, Muridae. The transcript has 5 exons.
GGUACAGUCAUCCCUCUGCCCGUUCGGCGGGACUGAUGGCCGGAGAGAUGACGAUCUUAGGUUCAGCUGUUUUGACUCUCCUGUUGGCUGGCUACUUGGCACAACAGUAUUUACCAUUGCCUACGCCAAAAGUGAUUGGCAUUGACCUGGGUACCACCUAUUGCUCUGUUGGUGUGUUUUUUCCUGGAACAGGAAAAGUUAAGGUGAUUCCAGAUGAAAAUGGGCAUAUCAGCAUACCCAGCAUGGUGUCCUUCACUGAUGGUGACGUAUAUGUGGGAUAUGAAAGCCUAGAGCUAGCAGAUUCAAAUCCUCAGAACACAAUAUAUGAUGCUAAAAGAUUCAUAGGUAAGAUUUUCACCCCGGAAGAGUUGGAGGCUGAAACUGGCAGAUACCCAUUUAAGGUUUUACACAGAAAUGGGAUGGCUGAGUUUUCUGUGACAAGUAACGAAACCAUCAUCGUUUCUCCCGAAUAUGUUGGCUCUCGGUUGUUGCUGAAACUAAAGGAAAUGGCGGAGGAAUACCUCGGAAUGCCAGUUGCCAAUGCUGUCAUUUCUGUACCAGCAGAAUUUGACCUACAGCAAAGAAAUUCAACCAUCCAAGCUGCCAACCUUGCCGGACUGAAGAUCUUAAGAGUGAUAAAUGAGCCGACAGCAGCAGCCAUGGCCUAUGGCCUCCACAAGGUUGAUGUUUUCUACGUGUUGGUCAUAGACUUGGGUGGAGGAACUCUUGAUGUAUCAUUACUGAAUAAACAAGGAGGGAUGUUUCUAACACGAGCAAUGUCUGGAAACAACAAGCUUGGAGGACAAGACUUCAAUCAGAGGCUGCUUCAGUAUUUAUAUAAACAGAUUUAUCAAACAUAUGGCUUUCUCCCUUCCAGGAAAGAGGAGAUCCACAGAUUAAGACAAGCUGUGGAAAUGGUCAAAUUAAAUUUGACCCUUCAUCAGUCUGCCCAGGUAUCAGUUUUACUCACUGUCGAGGAAAAGGACAACCAGAAACCUCAGAAUGGUGACUCUACGCUGCCAAAAGACCAGCUUACCCCAGGGGAUGGUCACCAUGGGAACAGAGUGUUUAGACCUGGCCUUUCUGAAAGCAAGAGUGGGAAAAAUCAGGUUUUAUUUGAGACGGAAAUAUCCCGAAAGCUCUUUGAUACCCUCAAUGAAGAUCUCUUUCAGAAAAUCCUCGUGCCCAUUCAGCAAGUAUUAAAAGAAGGCCACUUAGACAAGACUGAGAUUGAUGAGGUGGUCCUAGUUGGGGGCUCUACUCGUAUUCCUCGGAUCCGCCAGGUCAUUCAAGAGUUCUUUGGAAAAGAUCCCAACACAUCCGUAGACCCUGACUUGGCAGUGGUGACAGGAGUGGCCAUCCAAGCUGGGAUUGAUGGAGGCUCUUGGCCUCUCCAAGUUAGUGCUUUAGAAAUUCCAAAUAAGCAUUUACAGAAAACCAAUUUCAACUGAACUCUGAGGGAGUGCCUGUAACUGUGAUCUUGUCUAGUGAUUUUGUUGAUCUCCAUUGUAAAGCCUCCUCCAGAAAAGAAGUACAUGAAGUCACUCACAGAUUCCCCUGAGGACAUUUAUACAGGAAAAUUUUACAUAGUGUUUCAUUUUAGAACUGAGUAUGACCAGAUGGAUCCUGUUUGGGUUUGGGAAAGUCUCAUAGUAUUUCUAAAGUGGCAGAGUUGAGGUAGAACUCUGCUCUGACUUCUGAGAAGUGGGUAACCAUCCGCACUUAGUAUUCUGGAAACAUUAAAUAGUGCCAACUAUAAGGCCCCAAUUCUUACUGAAUUUUAUUAGUAGGGGCUGAUAAUUCUUGACUUGGGUAUCACAUUUAACUAUUAAUUUGGUCAAUACUUGAAGGACUGUUGAUGCCAGGUAUUUACAUUGCCUUGGAGAUAGCAGUAUUAUCAGACUGCAUACGUAGUAUUCAUAACUGCCAUAUAAAUUGUACUUUCAGAAAUCCACUCUUUUUACAUCUUAUAUUCUACAGAGUUUAAUAUAUUUAAAAGACCAGUUUUUCUUCCUAGGAUAGCUAAAGAUUUACUCAGAUUUUUUCUGCCAAAUAGUAAAAAUGCCCAGUUUAUACUGUAAGUUCUGUUAUCUUCAGGGCACCAUUCUCUGCUUGUAUUUUCACAGUUCUGCUUGGUAAGAAAACAGUAGAAAGGUAUCAUUUACGCCUUCAGAAUGUUAAUGUCUCAAUCAAGCUGCAUUACUCAACAAGUAUUUGCUGUCCAAGACCUUUGCAUAGAUGAAAUAUUUGUAGCAAUUGUUUGGUUUCUGUUUUGUUUCCUUUUGUCCACGGGGCCAAACCUAGAAGUGCAAAGACUAUAAUCUAACUACUCUCGAAACUGAGGCAAGGGGCUCACAACACGUUCAAGGCCUGUCUGGGCUAUCCAGGAAGUGCUAGGCCAGCCUAGGCAACCUAAUGAAACUCUGUCCCUAUCUCAAAAUAAAAAGUAAUGGGGCCUAGGGGAUGAGGAUAAGCCAGAUGACCAUAGGGACCAGUAAUUUGACUUUAUGAUGGCCAUGUUAUUGGAAGAUAUAUAUCAUUCUUUCUUUCUUUCUUUCUUUCUUUCUUUCUUUCUUUCUUUCUUUCUUUUUUUUUUUUGCUUUAAUGAAGCAUUCACAUGCAAGAAUUAUAUCUUGGCUGUCUUAUUCAUAUAAAGUGUAUCCUGUUUAUCAGUGUAUAACUAAGGAGAACUAAGAAAAUUUCAGUAAGAUCAAGCACUUCAGCUUCCCAUAGUAUAAUGCUGAAAGGUAUUAGUUUUUGCAGCUUUAUUAAAAAAAAAAAUGCUGAGUAGUGAAGUUGCUGUUAAAUAUCAAUCAUUUUCAUGUACCGAAAGUGUGGGCAUUACGUAGACAGAAAAACAAAACAUUGUGCUUUGUUUUAGAACUAAUGGAGAAAUGCCAAAGACAAACCCUUCGCAGCAUUCUAAAAAUAUUCAAGACUGUGAAUCUUUGAUUAUUAGAUUGAAAAAUGUCUGUGAACAUGUUUGAGACUUGAGUAGUCAAGUUACCCCACAGACUUCACAUGUGCUUUCAGCUUUCACAUAAGCAGUGUAGGGCUAUAAACAGCAGACUUGAGCCUCUCGGAUAUUUGAAGGGACUCAAGACACUAACAGACCUUUCGCAAGAAGGAGCAGAUAAAUAAUACUAAAAUGGGAAGGUAAAUGAUUUUUGUGAAAAACAGCACAAUAGUGUUGUGGGUAAGUAGGUAGCACACUCUUCUCUAGUAUAGUUGCAAUGUUGAAGAAAUGAAGGGAAUUGUCAAUCACAUGUUAGAGAGUUAUACUAAUCUUGAUGUAGUUUAUUUAAAAGGUACAAAUGCAUCCUGAAAGGGGCCAUUUGUUAAAAUCUGAUAUCAUUUUUUCAUAAAGUGAACUUUUAGUUGUACAUUUGGCUAGGUUUUUUUUGAAGUAUGUAACUUUAAAAAUACUAAGUAAUAAGUAAUUUAUUUUGUAUCAAUAUUUUGGUACUAGGUUUUCACUCAAACCACUCAACAGAUACCACUGUGUAUAAUAUGAAUCCAAUAUGACAGUUACUGUAUACAACAGAUUGUGCCUCUUAAAUAUGUGUGUACAGAUAAUUCAUAUUUUGCUGUAAACUCAUUAUUUUGCAGUUUUAUUUUUAAAUUGUUUACUUUAUUUUCCACUAAUGGCUAGGUUGAGGUAUAUUUUUAAUGUAUAUAAAUACAAAAGAAGAUAGAGCUGCUGUGAUGCUUUCAGACAACUCAGUAGCAAAUGGUUUAAUUGCAGAAAUGUCACAUAUUCCUGCAUCCUAUCUGUCUCCUGAGAUUUCUGCUGUAUUUUCUGCAGUUUUAAUUUAGAAGAGCUAGUUCUUAUGUGAACAGUUUCCUUAGAACUUUGAUUUAAAAGCCUUGGCUUCUAACUAGUGGAGUCAAAUGCUGACUUGAUCCACACAGCUAACAAUCUUCGUACCAUCAAACUGUAAUCUUUCAGUUGACAGCUAAUACUUCAUAAUUUUCUAAUAAAGUUUGUGUUAUUCUUUUGGACAAAAA